Molecule: messenger RNA, 2709 nt
Organism: Astyanax mexicanus (Mexican tetra)
Lineage: Eukaryota; Metazoa; Chordata; Actinopteri; Characiformes; Acestrorhamphidae
Exons: 2
Coding region: 374-2596 (740 amino acids)
Source: RefSeq, a predicted model, not a curated record
ACUGCCCUACAAAGCAAAAAGGCAGUAACUGCAUUUUUUGGCGAAAAUGAGUUAUUGUGUUUUUUGUAACAUUCAAAGCAUUAUUUGUCAUAUAACAAAAUAUCUCAUCUCAAAUGUGUGUCGUUUUGGAGAAAAUUGGUGGGUGUUUGUACAGUAACUACAAAAACUACUAGUAAAGCAAAGCAAAAAGGCAGUAAACGCCAUUACUGUAUUCUUGCCUUGUAGCGUGACAGUUACUGUCAUUCUUUGUUGUAUCACUUCACGUAAUAAUUACGCUGUUGCCACAGCGAUGUUACUGUUGCCAUAGAGAACACCGCGCGGGACUCUUUUGACGCUGCAAUUUUACUCUGUGAAACUGCACUUUCUUGUUACGAUGGCCCAAUCCAGAGGGAAAAAGAUGGUGGAACUGGCAUUAAAAAGAAAAUAUCCGGAGUAUGCUGCACAGGGUAUUCCACCAAAGAGGAGGAGAGACUGCAUGGAAGAAAAAUGGGUGAUCCCAGACACUUUGUUGGACACCAGCUUGUUGGACACCAGCUUGGAAAGCUUCGACCUGUCUGAUGAUGACAUUGACUCAUACUACGUCCCAACCCCAUCCUCUUUCUGGACACAAACUGAAGUGGAACCCAUACAGACUGAACUGGAACCAGCCCCAAACCAUUCCCUGACUGAACUGGAACCAACCCUAAGCCAUUCCCCGACUAAAGUGGAACUGACACAAACUGAAGUAGAACCCAUACAGACUGAACUGGAACCAGCCCCAAGCCAUUCCCUGACUGAACUGGAACCAGCCCCAAGCCAUUCCCUGACUGAACUGGAACAAACCCUAAGCCAUUCCCCGACUAAAGUGGAACUGACACAAACUGAAGUGGAACCCAUACAGACUGUACUGGAACCAGCCCCAAGCCAUUCCCCAACUGAAGUGGAACUGACACAGACUGAAGUGGAACCAACUGAGGAGAAACAGCCGCAGCCACGUCCACCAAUGAGGAGUCCAUGUGGUGCCCAGUGUCGUAGGAAGUGCACUGACCACAUGUCAGAUGACAGGCGGAAGGAGAUAUGGAAGCAGUAUUGGGACAUGACGUAUACAGAGCGGCGAACCUGGAUAUUCCACUCAGUCACCUCAAUGGAGACGAAGAGAGUUUCUACUGCAGGGAGUCGACGUGGCCAGACGUUCAGCUACAAGCUACAAGACCAGAGAGGAGAGCCAAGACGGGUCUGCAAGAUGUUCUUCCUGUCAACGCUGGGCUACAACCCAAAAAAUGACAGUCUUGUUAUGACCAUGAUGGGCAAAGCAAGGAGCAGGCCACUCGUUCCACCUCAGGACCAGAGAGGAAGGCAGGUCGCUGCAAAUAAGCUGGAUGCAAAGCAAUUACUGGACCAUAUAGAGUCUUUCCACCCUACAGUAAGCCACUAUAGACGUGAACAUGCCCCACAUCGACGGUACCUCCCUAGUGACAUCACUAUGAAAAUGAUGCAUGGUGAUUAUGUGGAGAAAGGGAAUGCCUGUUCAUAUGAGGCGUACAGGAAGGCUGUCAGGGAGAAAAAAAUCAGUUUCGCAAAACUCGGAGAGGAGGAGUGUGAGACUUGCUUAAAGCAUGCCGAACAUGAAAAAGCCCACACAGAGGAGAUGGUGAAUUGCCCAGAAUGUCAAAGUUGGCAAAAACACAAGCAGUCUGCCCUGCAGAGCCGUCUGAGUUACAAGCAGGAUGCAGAGACCAGCUGCUGGCCCGACGAUACCUCAGUCCGGAGUGCAGACCUCCAAAAAGUCAUCAUGUUACCACGUAUGCCUGGAGUGAAAUCUUCAGUUUUUACGCGACGUGUUGUGGCAUUCCAUGAGACAUUUGCCUCUGUGGGGAAGGGGAAAAACAAGAAGAACACCAUCUCUGUCUUGUGGCAUGAGGGAAUAGCAGGGAGAAGCGCUGCAGAAAUCACAUCUGCAUACAUGGCAGCAUUGGAGAAAGAGAGGGAUGUACGCCACAUAAUACUCUGGGUGGACAACUGCAGUGCGCAGAAUAAAAAUUGGUGCCUGCUCUCCUCACUCGUCACCCUAGUCAACAGUGACACGACUUCACUGGAAGACAUCAUCCUAAAAUACUUCGAGCCGGGCCACACUUUCAUGAGUGCCGACAGUUUCCACCAUGGUGUUGAGCAGCAAAUUAGGAAGUGUCCAGGUGGUGUUGUCUAUGACUUCGAGGACUUUGUGAAUGUUGUGGCGAGCUCCAAUUCAAGGAAAGUGGAUGUUGUCCUGAUGCAGAAUGCCAAUGUGCUGGAUUGGAAGGAUGGCCAUUCCACUUCCAAGGUCAAGAAGGCAAAAGCACCAAAGCUUGGGGAGAUGGCAGAAAUUCAAGUGCGGCGUGGCUCCAAGAGUCUUUUUUACAAGCUGUCACAUGUUGAGACAGAAUUCACAGAAAUGGACUUCCUAUUAAAAAAAUUCAUCCCAACCAUUCCCACUCUCUUGCGACCACAGGACAGAGGAGUUGACGAGGUCAAAAAGAGGGACAUAAUUGACAAGCUUUGUCCACUCAUGCCCCCAAACAGAAGGGGGUUCUGGCAUUCCCUGCCUGUAAUGAAGGAUGUUCUGGAGGAUGAGGAGUAAUUAAAUGAAUGUUUUGUGUAUUGUUUGUAUUGAGUGUGUUGUUCUUUCAUUAUCCCCUGUUUUUUGACAGUUGUAUAUGUAACUAUUUAUUAAAUUAAUAUCAAAUAAGCUUA